Molecule: messenger RNA, 19182 nt
Organism: Podarcis lilfordi (Lilford's wall lizard)
Lineage: Eukaryota; Metazoa; Chordata; Lepidosauria; Squamata; Lacertidae
Source: the annotation of a GenBank genome assembly
AUGGAGGGGUCCGGAGACGACGAGGAACCGGAUUGGCUUCUGCCGGAGCCCGCCGGCAGCCCUGGGAGAGAUCCUCUUGCUGCUGGAGGAAGAGUCCCAUGUAAACAGGGGCGAACAGUUGGGGGGCGGGGGUUUGCUGCUUUGCUUCCCCUGCGCCAUCUACCCAGCUCGGUACAAAGCGGCGUGGGAAGCGAAUUCAGAAUUGGGACCCGCUCCUCUUUAGUCUGCCGGGGAGCUGGAAAGCUGGCGCCUCUCCCAAGGAUAUUGGGAGCAGUUGUGGUCGCCUCGCUUCCCAAACGGGGCAUUGUAGAACUGGGAGCGGUUCAGAAAAGGGCAAACGAAAAAUGAUCCGAUGGGAUGGAGAGGUCCUGCUGCUUCCCAUAGGCGCCUGGGACUAGAUGGGCUCCUGGCCUGAUCCUGCAAGGCUCUUCUGAUGCCCUCUCAAAAAUAUAGGGAGUUCAUUGCAGAAAGAGAAAAGCAUAGCUAGAGGGGAAUAAAGUGUGAGAGUGGGAGUGUCGCUGCUAACCUUCGAGAAAGCAGGCUGAGAACAGUAUGAGAGAAUGGAAUAAGGAAUACUUAAUGGUUUACUAACACCAGUGUAAUUCUGCACGCUUGCAAACUGCUGUGGACAGUCAUCGGGGUGCAUGCAUGGGUGCAAGCUGCUGCUGUGUGCAAGAGAUCUGCGGACUGGCGUGCUAAUUCUUUCUUUAUUAUUAAUUGGAUUUUAUUGCCCUCCCUCGAAGAACAGCGUUAGAAAAGAGGUGGAGAAGGAAAUGUAUUGCAUCCCUUCUGGGAGCACACACAGAGAGAGGUGCCAUUAGCCAGCAGCUCUCCACCUUUUCUUUUCUGGGCCACACUUUUAACAAUAAGAAAUUGCUCAUGCCACACUGAUUUAUUUAUUUUUAAUAAGAAAUACAUUGGAAAAGAAAAGGACCACAACUAGGAUUGCCCUCGGUAUGACUUGAUGCUCUUGCUUUCAUUUUUCAAAAGAUACCCAUCCAUAGUCUGCAAAUAAUAUCUACAGAUAGAUACUAUACAACACUACAAUGAAAAGUUUAAAUGUUUCCUUGUCCUUGAAUCUUCCCCAGCACACCUGUCAUCCUUUCCUGCCACACCCUUUGCGAACCACUGCUAUAAGGGGGGGUGGGAGCACCAAGCUUCCCCCAAGUCUGGUUGGGGCGAAGGAGGGAGCAGCCUACUUCUCACAAUAUUACCAUUGAGGAUCCUUUGCUGGGAGGCAUUUGCCCCAUCAAUGUAUCUUGGCUAGGGAUGGAGGAGGAUGUUACCUCCUCAGCAUCCUGUCUCUCUCUCUCUCUCUCUUGAACUUUGGACCCCACUUUGAGUGCCCCCCCAUGCAAAGAUGGUGCUGUGCUCUUAUGAGAAUCGGUGUACAGGUUGCAGGAUGUGCCCCCUAACAAAAAUGGCAAGUAAGGGUCAAUGGUGCUGUAUCCUCUGUGAGAUGCAAGGAGGAGACCCCUUGACCUCAGCCCAGUAUUCCUGAAGGAGCGUCCCCAACCCCCAUCGUUCAGCCUGAACACUGAUGUCCAGCGCCGAGGUCCUUCUGGCGGUUCCCUCCCUGUGAGAAGUGAGGUUACAGGGAGCCAGGCAGAGGGCCUUCUCGGUAGUGGCGCCCACCUUGUGGAACGCCCUCCCACCAGAUGUCAAGGAAAUAAACAACUACCUGACUUUUAGAAGACAUCUGAAGGCAGCCCUGCUUGGGGAAGUUUUUAAUGUCUGAUGUUUUAUUGUGUUCCUUUUGGAAGCCGCCCAGAGUGACUGGGGAGGCCCAGCCUGAUGGGUGGGGUAUAAGUUGUUGUUGUUGUUAACAAGUUUGCUUGAAUCUGAAUGUCUGUGAAUUCUUUGCAUCAUAGAUUAACACUUCUUCUCCUUGCUGCUCCCUUAAAACAGCAGCCUGAGGCCCCAAAAUUUAGCAGGAAGAUGUUCUUGUCCCUAUAGUAAGAGAAGCUUCCUUUCCAAAUAUCUGUUGCUUAGAAGGCUGUUGUUAGAAUUGCAGGAGCAGGGCCAAUAGAACACUGGUAACUGUAGUUACAGCUGGUAAAAUGUUAACAUGCUUUAGCACUUGGUGGCAAAAACAUGAAAAAUGAAUUAAUCUCUGUUUUGACCUUUCACUGCAGCUUGCCAUGGCAAAGUAGUAUCAGCGGGAAGCUCUCAGCACCGAAUCAUUGUGCACCUUGACCUGGAUUGUUUUUAUGCGCAGGUGGAAAUGAUCUGCAAUCCUGAAUUAAGAAGCAAACCUUUAGGUAAUCUCAUACUUGACUGCUCUUCUGUGUGCACAUUGAAAAUCAGGGUAUGCCUGCAUUUUUCAUGUCCCCCAAGUAAGUAUUACCUGUAACUCUGCUCUGAUGGAAGCCCAAAUAAAUAUUUUGUUUUUCUUAAAUGUUUCUCAUGAACCGACUUUUAAUAUAUUUGUGUUUUAGCUUCUCAAAAUAUGUCAAAGGUUGUGCAGUUAAGCUUCCAUUUGCCAAAAAUGCAGUCCUUGACUACAGUCUCAAGAGUGCGUGCCUAAGGUUGCACUUGCUAGGGAAUAAGACCCACUGAACACAGUGCAACUUGCUUCUGCUUAACUAUGCAUUGAUUUGUGUUGGAUAUUAAUCUUGGAAAUUAAAAAAAAAGGAGAAAAUCAGUACUGUGCGAGUUACUGAAAUAUACUUUGGCAUGUUGAAAACUCCAAACGGAUUGUUCAUUUCAGCUGCUUCAUUUCUUCCUUUUCCAGGUGUGCAACAGAAAUACCUGAUGGUCACCUGCAAUUAUGAAGCCAGGAAUGCUGGAGUCAAGAAGUGCAUGUCUGUGAAAGAAGCCAAAGAAAAGUGUCCAGAACUGGUGCUGGUUAAUGGAGAGGAUCUGACAAAAUACCGGGAAAUGUCUUAUAAGUUUACAGGUAACAUCACCUUGACAGUUUUUUUUUUUUAAUUUUUAUUGAUACAGCAAGAAAAAAGAAAAAACACAAAUACCAAAUUACACACAGGAAUAAUCAUAGACACAUAAUUUUCUUAACAAACAAUAAAACAUAUAUUGGUCUUAACACUAAAGACCCAACCUCUGUCUAUCCCAUAUUUUGAUUUCAUAUUACUUAUUGCCAAUACAGACUUUUAUCAUAAUUAAACUUUUUCUUAAUAUAUCUAAUUUCUUAUAUCUACCUUGCAACUAUUACUGAAGUUCCUUGAAUGCUGCAACAGAAUUUAAACUACUAUAUUUAUUUUUCCAAUAAUCUUUGAAAACCUCCCAUUUUGAAACAAGUUCCUGUUUUGAUUUAUUCUUUAUUUUUUCUGAUAGACCGUCUAAUUCGGCAUAUUCUGUCAGCUUUCGGAGCCAAUCUUGUAUUGAGGGGAUUUCAUUACUCUUCCAUUUUGCCGCGAUCAGAACUCUUGCUGCCGCUGUCGCAUAUAAAAAGAUUUUUAACAAUGUGGAAUUGGCAAACUUUGUCCUAACUUUCUAGGUUUGGAUUUAUAUCCUUCCCCAUCCCAGGGGUUCAGCCGAGUACAGAUCUCACCUCUUAUGACCUGGGGAAGGGACUAUAUCCAAUUAGGAGAGUAUGGUUCCAAGCACAAUUCAACGUGUUGGUGCUGACCUUUUAAGCCCUAAAAACAGCCUCGGCCCAGUAUAUCUGAAGGAGUGUCUCCAGCUCCAUCGUUCAGCAAGGACACUUAGGUCCAACCCUGAGGGUCUUCUGGCAAUUCCCUCUCUGUGAGAAGUGAGGUUACAGUAAGGUUACCAGAUUUUUUUCAGUGAAUCCAGGGACACUUUUCAACUUCAAUGGAUUUUGUAUGGGGACUGAUUUGUAAAUCCGGGGACUGUCCCCGGGAAACGGGGAUGUCUGGUAACCUUAGGUUACAGGGAACCAGGCGGAGGGCCUUCUCGGUGGUGGUGCCUGCCCUGUGGAACACCCUCCCAUCUGAUGUCAAGGAAAUAAACAACUAUCUGACUUUUAGAAGACAUCUGAAGGCAGCCCUGCUUUGGGAAGUUUUUAAUGUUUGAUGUUUUAUUGUGCUUUUAUUCUGUUGGGAGCCACCCAGAGUGGCUGGGGAAACCCAGCAAGAUGGGCCGGGUGUAAAUAAUAAUAAUAAUAAUAAUAAUAAUAAUAAUGUGCUCUACCUGCAGAAGGUCCCAGGCUCAGUAUUUGGCCUCUCCAGUUAAAAGGAUCCAAUAGUUAGUGAUGUAAAAUGUUCUCUUCCUGAGACCCUGAAGAGCCACUCCCAAUCAGAGUAGAAAAUACUGGGCCGUAAGGGCAAAUAAUCUGAGCUGUCAUAGGAUAGCUUCAUAGCUUCCUUUUAUAGGACCCCUGCAGACUAGGUUUCUAUUGCAGGUUUAUUUUGUAACAUGUGCUGGACACGAGGUUGGGUUAGUGGUGGAUUUACUCUGCUUUCCUAGUUGCUCUGAAAUGCUUCCCCUGACACUGCCAUGUUAUUGCUGUCCAGAGGGGCGAAAGCACAGCAAGAAAAAUAAACCAGAAGAUUUGUGCGUAGUAUGACAGAUUGAGUAAUUUCACUAGGAAGUAAUAAUAAUAAUAAUAAUAAUAAUAAUAAUAGUAAUUUUUUAUUUAUACCCCGCCCAUUUGGCUUGGCUUGCCCAGCCACUCUGGGUGGCUUCCAAAAAAAUAUUAAAAUACUCUAAUACAUCAAACAUUAAAAGCUUCCCUAAACCAGGGCUGCCUUCAGAUGUCUUCUAAAAGUCUGGUAGUUGUUGUUCUCUUUGACAUCUGGUGGGAGGGUGUUCCACAGGAUGGGCGCCACUACCGAGAAAGCCCUCUGCCUGGUUCCCUGUAACUUGGCUUCUUGCAGUGAGGGAACCGCCAGAAGGCCCUCGGUGCUGGAUCUCAGUGUCCGGGCAGAACAAUGGGGGUGGAGACACUCCUUCAGAUAUACUGGAAUAUUAUGAAAUGUGUACCAAUUGGAAAUGAAGCAGUGUGACGGCCCCAAAACCUUUGCAGGUGCAAACAGUAUUGAGAGCAAGGUGGUCAGGAGAUGUGAAGCCCACUAGGCAAGAGCAGGCAAGAGCAGAUAAGGAAAGGAUGCGAGCUCUGAAGGGGCUUCAGGAGUCAUGCACAAGCAGGGAAAAGAUGAGGUGCAUAGGCUUCAGCUGUGGAAACAGCUUGUGUCUCACACCUCCAGAACUUCCCCUCUUGCUCCUCCUACUUUUGUUGUAAUGUGUGGACAUUGGCUGGGGACCUCGGGACUUGAGGAAUCUUCCCAAGGUCCUGUCGUGGUGAUGUCAUAAAGUUGCCUUGUGAUGUGUGCAUCUCCUGGAAGCAUGUGCAUCCCUCAUCGACAGCUUACUCCCUUGAAAUAUAAAGUUGGAGUAAUAAAGGGCCUGAAACUUAACAAAACUUUCUCUUUUAUUGCAUUUAAAGUAUUUCUUUCUGUCUCUUCAUGGCUGAAGCAGUCCCAGAGUGGGUUACAUUGAAAUCAAUGCACAGUGAAAACAGGUUGGGUGGAGGGAGGGAAUAAUAAUAAUAAUAAUAAUAAUAAUAAAUUUUAUUUAUACCCCGCCCUCCCCGGCCAGAGCCGGGCUCAGGGCAGCUAACACCAGUAAAAUUACAGUAAAAACAUAAUAGGGAAAAAAACACCCAAUUUAAAAUACAGGUUAAAAUACAAUUUAAAAUGCAGCCUCAUUUAAAAGUAGCCCAUAGAGCAAAACCAUAAGGGGAGGGAAACAUAAGGGGCAGACUGAGUCCAAACCAAAGGCCAGGCGGAACAGCUCUGUCUUGCAGGCCCUGUGGAAAGAUGUCAAGCCCUGCAGGGCCCUAGUCUCUUGUAACAGAGCAUUCCACCAAGUCGGGGCCAGUACUGAAAAGGCCCUGGCCCUAGUUGAGACCAAUCUAACCACCUUGCGACUUGGGACCUCCAGAAUGUUGUCAUUUGUGGAAUAACAUACAACCUGCAGAAUCAUGGCAGCGAUCCUCUCCUCAAAGCCUGGGGAAAUAAGUCGCAGCUCAAGCCUGCCCAUGUCUACUCAGAAGUAAUGCAGUGGGGUUGGGAUUAGGGCCUGAGCAUUCAGCUGCCACCAAAAUCUUGUUGGUUUCAAUCAGCCUUGCAAAGGAGAUGUUUAUUGCGUUGGCUUUGGACUUGAAAACUGUGGGUGGAAGUGCCAACUCGUAUCAACUCCCCCAGGUCUCCUUAAGCAAGAGGCAUUGUCUCACUGUUGCUUCCAGUCUAAAGUGCUCCAUAUACCGUUUGGCCCGAAUAUAAGCCACACCCACAAAUAAGCCGCAUCUUUAAAAUUCAAGGGGGGAACAGAAAAAAGACAAUAUCUGAAUAUAAGCCGCUCCCUUAAAAUUCCGCAGGCACUCACACCCGUUCCGUUCUGCCGUAUGUCUGUUUCAGCAGCAAUAUCGUAAAAGCUCAUUUUUGUAAGGUUGUGAAUUUGAGCCGCACUUUAACUUUUCAUGGUGGGAAUUUUUUUGGGGGGGAGUGUGGCUUAUAUUCGGAUCAAUACAGUAACAUGGUUUCUGCGAGAAUGGGCAGAAUGAAAAACAAAUAGAAUAAUUAUUUUAUUAGAAAAAUAAUUUUGAUCUGGAUUGAUCAGGUAUGGUAGACAUUAUGGUGGGCUGGCCUUCUGACUUUCCUUACAUCAACGGAGCAAUGCAUUCCUGUGUUUAUGUUUAGCUUCCAACCCAGGCUGCUGAGUGUGGGGACCCCCAGCUGAAAGUGCAUCCCUCAGGUCUGGACUUGGACCCAUCUGCCUCUAUUCUUGUUCAGUCAAAGAGAAGGUGAUUAAGGGUUCCUCAAAUGAGCAGUUCAGAAAUAUUAGACAACCUUGUCAAAAAGUGUCAGGCCUAGGCUAUGGGCAGCAGUCUGUGAUGAGCCUUGGAUUUUUCUAUUAAGAAGGUAUUAAUUUUCUUCUUCUCCCUGUAAGGUAAAGGUAAAGGACCCCUGGACAGUUAAGUCCAGUCAAAGGGUUUGCGGCGCUCAUCUCACUUUCAGGCCAAAGGAGCCAGCAUUUGUCCACAGACAGUUUUCCAGGUCAUGUGGCCAGCAGGACUAAACCGCUUCUGGCGCAACGGGACACCGUGAUGAAUGCCAGAGCACACGGAAACGCCGUUUAUCUUCCCGCCGCAGUGGUACCUGUUUAACUACUUGCACUGGCAUGAUAUCGAACUGCUAGGUAGGCAGGAGCUGGGACAGAGCAACAGGAGCUCACCCCGUUGCGGAGAUUCGAACUGCCGACCUUCCAAUCAGCAAGGUCAAGAGGCUCAGUGGUUUAGCCACCCGCGUCUCGCCUCCACUAGCUCAGUUAAACACUUUGUUGUUUUGUUUACAGCACUGUUGGAAGAAUUUACUCCCCUGGUGGAAAGGCUUGGAUUGGAUGAAAAUUUUGUAGACAUCACUGAGAUGGUCGAAAAAAGGCUGGGACAAUGGAAAAAAGAUGCCUUUUCUCAAAUCUCUGUCUCAGGCCAUGUAUAUAACAAUCAGAGUAAGUACCUUGCCCUUCCUAAGCGAGGUUGCUUGGCCUGUUAGGUGCACCUCUUCAUAACUCUUUCUGUUUGCUUCUCAGCUGUCGAUUUACAUGAUCCAGUGCACAUACGAUUGGCUGUGGGGUCUCAGGUGGCAGAAGAGUUGAGAGCAGCCAUGCACACCAGGCUGGGCCUCACAGGCUGUGCAGGAGUGGCAACUAACAAAUUACUCUCCAAGUUGGUGUCCGGGACCUUUAAACCAAACCAGCAAACUGUUCUGUUGCCGGAGGGUCAGCAGGACCUCAUGAACAGCCUUGACAACGUCAUGAAAGUGCCUGGUAAGAUGGGGAGAUUCCUCUGCUCCAGUUACACAGGUGCACUCACCUGUAUAGGUUAGGUUUAAGAGGAGGGGGAUUGGGGAAGAGGUUUCUUCUUUUGAAUGGGUGGCGGGAAAAGAGAAAUUCUACCUUGGUUUAUUCUGUACACACAUUGUGUGUUUUUUGUGUAUAAUUUUUUAUUAAAUUUUCUGUUUUACAAUUUAAAAUACCGUAUUUUUCGCUCCAUAGGACGCACUUUUUCCCCUCCAAAAAAUGAAGGGGAAAUGUGUGUGCGUCCUAUGGGGCGAAUGCAGAGCUUCGCUGAAGCCUGGAGAGCGAGAGGCAUCGGUGCGCACCGACCCCUCUCGCUCUCCAGGCUUCAGGAAGCUAUCCGCAAGCCUUGCAAGCCCGGUGGGAGUUCCCGCGGGCUCACAAGGCUUGCAGGCAGCAGCCUGCAGCCCCGGCGAGUGUCCGCAAGCCUUGCGCGCCCGGCUAGAGGUCCCGCCGAGCGCGUGAGGCUUGGGGCGGCAGCCUGUCCCCCGAAGCACGGGGAGCCCUCCGGAGGUCUCCCCGUGCUUCGGGCGAGUGUCUGCAAGCCUUGCGCGCCCGGCUGGAGGUCCCGCCGAGCGCGCGAGGCUUGGGCGGCAGCCUGUCGCCCGAAGCACGGGGAGCCCUCCGGAGGGCUCCCGUGCUCGGGCGAGUGUCUGCAAGCCUUGCGCGCCUGGCAGGAGGUCCCGCCGAGCGCGCGAGGCUUGGGGCGGCAGCCUGUCGCCCAAGCACGGGAGCCCUCCGGAGGGCUCCCCGUGCUUCGGGCGAGUGUCUGCAAGCCUUGCGCGCCCGGCAGGAGGUCCCGCCGAGCGCGCGAGGCUUGGGGCGGCAGCCUGUCGCCCGAAGCACGGGAGCCCUCCGGAGGGCUCCCGUGCUCGGGCGAGUGUCUGCAAGCCGCGCGCGCCCGGUGGGCGGCCCCGCCGCGCGCGCGAGGCUUGGGGCGGUAGCCUGCAGCCCGAAGCACGGGGAGCCCUCCGGAGGGCUCCCGUGCUUCGGGCGAGUGUCUGCAAGCCUUGCGCGCCCGGCAGGAGGUCCCGCCGAGCGCGCGAGGCUUGGGCGGCAGCCUGUCGCCCGAAGCACGGGAGCCCUCCGGAGGGCUCCCGUGCUUCGGGCGAGUGUCUGCAAGCCUUGCGCGCCCGGCAGGAGGUCCCGCCGAGCGCGCGAGGCUUGGGGCGGCAGCCUGUCGCCCGAAGCACGGGCGCCCCGUGCUUCGGGGGCGUGUAUGCAAGCCUUGCGCGCCCCGCAGGAGGUCCCGCCGAGCGUGCGAGGCUUGGGGCGGCAGCCUGUCGCCCGAAGCACGGGCUCCCCGUGCUUCGGGCCCCUGUCGGCAAGCCUUGCGCGCCCGGCCCGAGGACCCGCACCGCGAGCGAGGCGGGGGGCGGCAGCCUGUCGCCCGAAGGCGGGCGAGUGUCUGCAAGCCUUGCGCGCCCGGCAGGAGGUCCCGCCGAGCGCGCGAGGCUUGGGGCGGUAGCCUGCAGCCCGAAGCACGCGGAGCCCUCCGGAGGGUGCCCCGUGCUUCUUGCAGGUGUGCACAAGGCUUGGGGCGGCAGCCGCGGCGGGGGGGGGAAUAAUUUUUUUUAUUCAUUUCCCCCCCCAAAAAACGAGGUGCGUCCUAUGGGCCGGUGCGCCCUAUAGAACGAAAAAUACGGUAUUCAUUUAAACAACUUCAAAAUGUCAAUGAUUCCUCUUCUUCUCUUUCCAUAGUUCAUUUUUCAUAUCAUAAAUCUCUGCAUAUUUUACAUAAACAAAACCAUUCAGUAUUCCAUUAUUACAUCCAUCAAAACUUAUUUACACUGUUGAAUUUAUUAUAAUUCUGUCAAUGUUUUCAAGUGUACACAAUCCCGCCUCCCCCAUACUCAAUAAACAUUUUCCAAUAUUCUUUAAACAUAUGUUCUUCUUGUUCUCUAUUCUAUAUGUUAGGUUUGCAAGCUGCGUAUAUUCCAUCAGUUUAAGUUGCCGUUCUUCUUUAAUUGGGACCUCGCUUGCUUUCCAUUCUGGGGCUAACAAAACACAGGCCGCAGUCGUGGCAUACAUAAAUAACCUUUUUGGACCCCUGGGAAUUUCAGUCUGAAUUAAGCCCAACCAAAACGACUCUGGUUUGUUUUAUUUUGGAAAAACACUUUUAAACUUUUUUAUAAAUUCAUUAUGAAUUAUUUCCCAAUACUUUUUUACCCUUUUACAGGUCCUAUUCUGUACACACAUUGUUACCUUUCUUAGUGGCCGAAUACCUAUCAAUCUGGAAGCAAAAAAGGCCGUUCAGAAAUAAGGGACCAGUUUUUACAUACUAAGGGGACUUCCUGGGUUUGCUUUCAAAUAAAGAAAUAUGCUUGUGGACAUGCCUGAAGCCUCCUGCUGUCUUUGAAUUGAGGACUUCCUAGUUCAAGGCCAGCAUUCCAUUCCAUUUCAUGCCAGUCCGCUGAGAGAUUUUCACUCCCCUGUGCUUGUAGAGUGAACAAUUUCUCUUGUGCAGGUAUCGGCUAUAAAACAGCAAAGCGCCUUGCGACGCUGGGAAUCACCACGGUGCGUGACCUUCAGACGUGCCCGACUGCAAUCCUAGAGAGAGAACUGGGAUCUUCAGUUGCCCAACAUAUUCAGAAGCUCAGCUGGGGAGAAGAUGAUUCCCCAGUCAGCCCAUCGGGGCUCCCUCAGGUAUAGAGGAAAACGCAGGUGCUCAAGGUCUUCACAAGAGCCAGUGUGGUGUAGUGUUUAAGAGCGGUAGACUUGUAAUCUGGUGAACCGGGUUCGCGUCUCUGCUCCUCCACAUGCAGCUGCUGGGUGACCUUGGGCUUGUCACGUUUCUCUGAAGUCUCUCAGCCGCACUCACCUCACAGAGUGUUUGUUGUGGGGGAGGAAGGGAAAGGAGAAUGUUAGCCGCUUUGAGACUCCUUCGGAUAGUGAUAAAGCGGGAUAUCAAAUCCAAACUUCUUCUUCUCCUCCUCCUCCUCCUCCUCCUCCUCCUCCUCUUCUUCUUCUUCUUCUUCUUCUUCUUCUCUGCCUCCAUUCUCAACAUUCUGCCAUGCCCUAGUCACUGGGGGUGGAUAAUACUUUCUCAGGCCAGGUCCCACAUUCCCUCAUGGCGGACAAAGGCCAGAGGCAAAGAUGGAUGCAAAUCUAGAUUCUGUGUCAUAGGUUCUAUUCCAUCCACACACACACCAGCUGUUUCAAUACAGACCUACCUCUCCCCAAGAGGCAUUAAAAAGUAAAGGUAAAGGGACCCCAGACCAUUAGGUCCAGUCGUGACCGACUCUGGGGUUGUGGCGCUCAUCUCGCUUUAUUGGCCGAGGGAGCCGGCGUCCAGCUUCUGGGUCAUGUGGCCAGCAUGACUAAGCUGCUUCUGGUGAACCAGAGCAGCACACGGAAACGCCGUUUAUCUUCCCGCCGGAGCGGUACCUAUUGAUUUGCUUGCACUUUGAGGUGCUUUCGAACUGCUAGGUUGGCAGGAGCAGGGACCAAGCAAUGGGAGCUCACCCCGUCACGGGGAUUUGAACCACCAACCUUCUGAUUGGCAAGCCCUAGGCUCUGUGGUUUAACCCACAGCACCACCUGCGUCCCCAAGAGGCAUUAUCACAGAUUAAAUAAUUUCCAUCCCGACAAAAGCUUUGAAAUGGACAUUCAGUAGGGAUGUUGAGGGUUGUGGCCCAAGAAGAGUCCUGAGGGCCAGACAGAGAUAUCUGGAGAGAGUGACUCUCCCUACCUCCCUGCCUGAGUUUUCUUGUUGUUGGGAUCUGUCUGUCUCAAGAGACAAUGGAGUGUGCCGUCGGGGGUGAAGUCAAACCAUUGCGUUAGCAGCAACAAAAUGACCUCCUCAGGGCACAAGCCUGGGUAGUGUGUCUGGAGGUCCUGGGCUGCCCAGAUGACAAGACCCCCCUCUCGGCCUCACUGAUGUGGUCCAAAGGAAAGCAGAGCAAUACGUUUGGUACUAGCUUGGCUGUGAUUCAUCAGAAGUUUGACUUACCGUAUUUGGUUUCCCCAAACGCAGUAUCUCAAAGGUGAUUUCACAGCAUGCAAAAUCUUAAAGAACAAAGACAGUUGGGUGAAAAAUCAGCCCAUGCAGAAUGUACAGAUCCAUGGUUUCCUCCAAUUAAGACCUUCAAAUUUUUCCCCGCCCCAUUUGUUGUUGCUGCGGUAUAAACAAUUACAGUAAUAUUUUUUUUUAAUGUUCUGCAGUCUCUCAGUGAUGAAGACUCCUUUAGAAAGUGCUCUUCCGAAGCCGAAGUGAAAAAGAAAAUUGAAGAGCUGCUCGCUAGUCUUCUGGACAGGUGACCUUACUGUGGAAUAUCUUAUCAGAAGAGAUGCGCCUAGGCAUAAGCUGAAAUAUCUCUUAUAAAAUAUGCACCGUAUUUUGUGUCCUAUGGGGCGAAUGCAGGCUUUCGCUGAAGCCUAGAGGGUCGACCCCUCUCGCUCUCUAGGCUUCAGGAAGCUAUCCGCAAGCCUUGGGCGCCCGCGGGAGUUCCCGCCGGGCUCCCAAGGCUUGCGGACAGCAGCCUGCAGCCCGAAACGCGGGGAGCGCACCCCGGGCUUCGGGCAGCUCUCCGCAAGCCUUGGGAGCCCAUGGGAGUUCCCGCGGGCUCCCCAGGCUUGCGGGUAGCAGCCUGUUCUGGGGGCUGGGGUCGGGGAAGCUUGGGCUUCCCCCGCCCCAGCCCCGCACCUGGGGAAAUUUUUUUUUCUUUAUUCCCCCCCCAAAAAAAACCUAGAUGCACCCUAUGGGCCGAUGCGCCCUAUAGGGCGAAAAAUACGGUAUAUUUGACUUGGCUAUCAUCAUGCAUGUGUGUGUCAUUUGUCCUGCCAAUGGUUCUUGCAUUCAAAUCAAGCAGGACUGGGGACCUGCAAGCACAGGGCCUAAAUGCCACCCCUCCAAGCCUCUCUCUGUCUGGGCCUCUUGCCAGGCCAGGCUUCCUCUCCCCAGGUCUUGCCUCUCAACAGUCUCCUCGAAUGCUGUUGCGUGGCUGGAACAUCUCCCUGUGCUGUGAUCAUGCUUUUUCCCUGCCAGGAUGGAAAAUGGAGAUUGGCGUGUGUCCAUGCAGAAGCUAUUGGCUUUUGUGUGGUCAAAUCAAGAGUCGGUUCUGUUGCUCCGCCCACCACUGGCACUUGACACUUGCCCCCCCCCCGAAGGUCACCCAGGAGGGAAUGGACUACUUCCAUUCACAGAGGGAACUGGAGGCCAGUGGAGGAUUCCACUGGAAUCAGAGGUGAUGUGGCAUUUCCACCAAUGUCCCUUGAGCAGCCUUCUGCAUGACCUCUUAUGCUGUCCCCCAGUCCUCCAGAACAGGUUAUAUAUAUAUGUGUGUGUGUGUGUGUGUGUGUGUACACACACCCACACCCACAUAUUUUAACAUAUCAGUUCCAACAGUCAUACAACAUAACUUCUCAUCUUAUAUAAUGUUUUUAGACUUCCAUCAACACCUCUGAUGAUUUUCCGUUCUUUAUCACUUAUUAUGCAUUUCUUAAUUUCUAUAUUACAUUUAAUUAUCCUUAACUAAUAAUUCUCUUCAUAGUCUUUCUUGCAAUAUUUCAAAUAAUUCACCUUACAAAACUUCUCGCAGUCCUACUAGCAUAAUCUGUUCAUCACAGUUACUUUUCAGAUAGUUCAUAUAUUUACUCCAGUCUUCUAAGAAUCUCUGAUCCUGCAGGUUUUGAAUCCUUCCUGUUAAUUUAUCUAAUUCUGCAUAGUCCAUCAACUUCAUCCUCCAUUCUUCUUUCGUCAGUAGUUCUUCUUGCUUCCAUUUUUGUGCCAAUAAUAUUCUUGCUGCUGUCGUUGCAUAUAAAAACAACUUACAAUCCUUUCUAUUAAUAUCAUCUCCUACAAUGCCAAGUAAAAAUGCUUCUGGUUUCUUAAUAAAUGUAUAUUUCAACAUCUUUUUCAUCUCAUUGUAUAUCAUUUCCCAGAAGCUUUUCACUCCAGAACAGGUUUUCUAGGGGCAAAGGACCUACAGGAGGAAAGGGUGAUUGGCAAAAGUCAUCCCACCCCCUCUUUUUGCCAGCAGGAGCCACUCACAAGAUCAGGCUUCCUCAUAAACUCAGCCCUCCAGAUGUUUUGAGACGACAAUUCCCAUCAUACCUGACCACUGAUUUUGCUAGCUAGGGAUCAUGGGAGUUGUAGGCCAAAAACAUCUGGAGGGCUGAGGUUGAGGAAGCCUGCACAAGAUGCUCUGGCCAGUAGAACCUAAAUUUGAAUCUCAGCCAUAAUCCAAAGCACUUUGUUUAGUAGUGUCGAUAAAGUGUUGCUUUCUCUCAUUUGGCUGAAGAAACUUCCCCAGCCCUGAUACUGAGACACACACACACACACACACACACACACACACACACAGUUUGUGGCCCCCAUAAAAUUACCUCCCAAAACAAUGUGGCCCUUGAUGGGGUGGGGGUGUCACCCACCUAUCCACGUAGCUGAAGCUCUUGGAAUAUUCCUGCCAUGCUGUAAAAAUGCUUGAUAGGGUUUAGUUUUCUUGAGCCAGGCGAAACUGAGAUGUUUGGGAAAUGGUGGGCAUGUCAACCUCUGUCCGCUUCUCCAUGUUUGUUUGUUUGUUCAUUUUGGUUAGGUUAUACAAGGAUGGAAGAAAGCCACAUACCAUAAGAUUAACAAUCCGGCAGUUUUCCCCUACCAAUAAAUGGUUUAAUCGGGAGAGCCGCCAGUGCCCCAUUCCAUCGCAUGUGGUCCAGAGGAUCGGAACAGGUAACUUGCCUUUGUGGGGGGGGGGGACUUCUCCUUCAAGAUGUGUCUUGUGCCACCAUUGCAUGCUUUUCAUCGAUUGAUCAAGAUACAUUCCUUGGAGCUUCAGUUGAAUUGAGCCCCUUCCCUCCUUGCUGGGUUGCUUUUCUGUUCUGCCUGGUUUGGUUUUGUAACCAGUUAGUUUUGUGGCUUUAUUUUCUGAUUAUUAUGAUUUUGUGCUUGUUGCAGUUGCGAGAUUUUUGUAUCCUGACCUGGGACUGUUUCAUUAAGGCUUUUAAGUGCAAAUAACCAAUCAGAAGAAUUGUGUCCAACGAAAUUGUACUUCGAGUAGGCUCAUUAAAAUUAAUGGAGCUAGGUUAGUUGGGCCCAUUAAUUUAUAUGGGUCUUCUCUGAGUAGCGCUAACACUGGGUACAACUGAGUUGCAGAGGAUCAUCACACUAGCCAUAGCAAUUCCUCCAAGGAAAGCAGAAAACUGCCUGCAUCUUGAUCCAUUACAUAAUGCCUCCCUACACACACACACACACACACACACACACACACAGGCACCAGCACAUAGCACAAUACCCUGUUUACCAGUAUUAGCUGACAGUGAGCUGGAAAAGGGUGGUGUAGUGGUUCACAUGUUGGCCUUGCACUGGGGAGAGCAGUGUACGUGACCCAGAUCAACAUUCAUUUUGCAUUUCAUUCUAAUCAAGCACUAUUAUGCAAUGAAGUGCGGUCAUUUAAACCACUUGAGGAACCCCAGCUAAGGAGAAAAGCAUCCAGUCUCCCUACAGCAAAGAACAGCAAUUACCUAGGCAUGACAGACAAUGUGUUAGGAUUGCAGUCAUGAUGUUUCUUUGGGAGUAAGUUCAGUAUCUUCUUCAUCCCAGGCCUACUGGUAGCAACCAUUUUUUACCUACCUUGUCUCUUUGUUCCUAGCACCCUUCCCUCCCUCCCUCCCUCCAUCAUAACAUACAGACUCUCCCGGCUGUAAAGACUGGGAAGUAUCUUCAGAGUCCCCUCUGAGCCAGUGUGGUGUAGUGGUUAAGAGUAGUUGACUCGUAAUCUGGUGAACCGGGUUCACUUCCCCGCUCCUCCACAUGCAGCUGGCUGCUGAGUGACCUUGGGCUAGUCACACUUCUCUAAAGUUUCUCAGCCUCACUCACCUCACAGAGUGUUUGUUGUGGGGGAGGAAGGGAAAGGAGAUUGUUAGCCACUUUGAGACUCCUUAGGGUAGUGAUAAAGCGGGAUAUCAAAUCCAGACUCUUCUUCUUCUCUUAUGAGCCCUUCUUUGCCUCAGUGCCCUGUCUCUUCUCCUUCAGCUUCAGCUUCCUUGCUCCUCUGUCUCAGCUCUUUGCACUAGAGAUGAGAAAGCAUCGCUCGGCCUGUCCCCAAAAGAGAUCAAGCCUUCAAGUGUCUGACGUCACUGCUUGCAAAGGCCCAAGUUCUUUGCAAGCCUGCUGUACAAUUAUUUUGGGAAAAGCCUGAUGCUCCCUGCUCCAAGGUGCCCUCCUCAAUUUACUUUGGGGGCAGGGAUAAGGCAGAGAUAGCUUUAGGUUCUCCCAGUUGCUACUAAGUAUACUCUCUUCUGGUGACUAGGAGUGUCCACAACAACAUCUGCCUAACCCUUUCCCUACUGAACACCCACCCACCUAUCAGUUGCCUUGCAUCCAGGCUCCCUAUAUAUUGUUUUCAAUUUUUUGCUUCUCUGCAUCCUGGGCUUCAGACCACCCCUGUAUCCCAUCCAAGCAAAGAACUUCCCUUCCCUCAUAGAAACGUGGAACUGAGCAUUGGGUGCCAGCGUGCCAGCUCUGGCAACGGAUAUUGCAGGCAUCAUUGUUACAAGUACCAUACAUUAUAAAUUGGCAUUAGCCAGUCUGGUGUCCUCCACUCUCAUGGUCCCUGACCAUUUGUUAUGCUGGCCAGGGGUGGUGGGAGUCCCAACAUCCAGAGGGUACCAUGCCGUCUCCCCCAGUAUAGAUUAUCUUUACUGGAAUUCUGGUGCAUAUCUUGUUCGGCCCUGUAAAACGUGUGUAACUUCAGGGUGGGUUUCUCCUGCUUAAAUGUUCACAUCCAGGUGACUCCAAAGUCAAGACACACCUGGUUGCUCUCCUGAUGAAACUGUUUCAUAAGAUGAUAAACGUGCAACUUCCAUUUCAUCUGACGCUUCUGAACGUCUGCUUCUCCAGCCUCAAGGCCCCUCCUGCUUCCGCCAAGCAGACUAUUGGGUUUUAUUUAACUCGUUCAUCACCCUCUUCCAGCUGCAGCAAAGUCAUUCAUGUAAGUUCAUAACUGUAUUUCUUUUUGUAAAAAUAUAGAGAGAGAUAUGUUGCCUGCCCUGUCCCAAAGAAAUGUUUACUUAAAUUCACCAAAAAAGAGCUGAGCUCCUCACCUAUACUUUGUAAAUAAGAAUCUCAUCUAGUACACCAGUUCUGCCUGCUGGUACUGGAUGUGUCGCCACCACAAAUACAGUAUAGGUCAGUGGUGGCCAACCUGGUGCCCACUGGAUUACAACUUCACAAUCUCCUGACCAUUGGCCAUGUUGGCUGGGACUGAUGGUAGUUGAAUCCAACAGCAUAUGGAGGGCACCAGGUUGGCUAACCCUGGUCCCUAUCAGAAUUCUGGCACAGAUCUCAACAGCAGAUAUAUAUGUAACAUAUGUGUAGAGGAGGCAGACUAGUGAAAAUAUUUCUGGACUUACUCACAAGAGUACAGUUCAAGGAGCAAUUAGAAGAGAUUGACAGUCAACUGAAUGAUGCUUGUUGGGUAUCUCAAUCUACCUUUGCCAAGCUAAUGCUGUCUGCAAAUGUUUUAGACUACAACUCCCAUCAGCUCUAGCCAAUGUAAUGGACUGGUUGGAUGCAGAGGAAUGGUGGGAGGAACUGGCUGGGGAGCCAGCAACAGGGCUCAGUGAGUUGGGACAGUCUGUAGCAGAGAGAAGUCAAGAAUGAGAGGCAGAAGCUGAAGCAGGAGAGUGGAAGGAGGGAAGUCAAGAGGCAGAGAUGAGUCAGGCUGGUGAAGUUAUAGGUGUCUCACCCCCUCCCUGCUGUGACAAGCUCCCCUCUCCCCAACUGUCAGGCUUUGGGAACUCACCCCCCCCCCCAGGCUGUAGAUAAGCAGGACACAGCAAAAAGAGUCUCUUACCAUUUAAAGAGUUUUUAAUGAUCACAGCAAAAGAACAAAGCAUUGAUUCUCAGAAUGAAAGUGCUCCCAAUUAAGGUUUCCACCCACUUCCCCCCUAGUCACUUUGCCGCCCUGCAAUCUGAUCUCAUAGCCACCAUGCUUUUUGCGUAGCCACCUUAUCUGCUGGCCUUAUCUAUGUGGCCUUGGGCUGAUAGGCUGGACACUUCCCAGCAAGAGAGAGUCUAUUAGCUCUCUCUCUCUUCCAGUUCUUCUCCUCCUAGCUGUCCCCCACUUAGUUCUGCCCAGCUGUUGUUUUCCAAACUAUGUCCCUCUGCAAACCACUGUUCCAAAUCUAUACUGCUCCACUGCUCCUGGGCAGCUUCAGGAUCCUGGUCAGGGGGAGGGGGAAGCUCCCACCAUUUCUCAUCAGAGCAGUACUCCGACACUGACUUGCAGAACCAGGAGAGAUGUGAAACGGGAGGAGCAAAUACAGACCCCACACAGGCGCAGUCUCUGAUUGCUUGCAAGAAGCGCUGGAGAGGGGAAGGUGGGGAGCUUUAGUCAUGGCAACUUAUUUCAUGGAUUAGGCCCUACUACAGGGUAUGAGCCGCUGUUCUCAUUAGGCCCGAAACCCAGCCAAGUCUCUUGAGUAUCGUGCUUCGCUAAUAAAGAGUUAGCCCCAGCUUUAAACUGUGUUAUUUACUGACUAACUCUGCAGCAGCCAGGCUGGGGCUGGUGGAAGCUGUAGUCUGAAAUAUCUGCUCAGAGCACCAGGUUGGCAAAUAAUGUUCUUGCACAAAAAAUUGUGCCAUUUGUGUUGCAGGAAACAGAAGGUAUGGGUGCAGGACGAAUAACUUCAGGAGAUAAGCUGGACUGCUGUGAAGCUUCAUCAGAGGUGAGGGAUGCUAUAAAAAGUCAACUGGAGUCCCCAGACCUCCCGAAAGAUACUGGCCUUCUUGAGUUUCCGCUUCAUUUACUUCCUGAUGGCAUUGACUGCAACGUGUUUAAGCAGCUUCCAGCAGACAUUAAGGAGGAGAUUAUUUCUAGCCAAAUGAGAGGAGAUUCUACAGCCUCUCUACAGGAACGAACAUUAUGGGUCCCGAGGGAAGGAAUUCCGGCUAAGGCACAAGACCAAACAAGCCAUGCGUCUUUGAUUUCUGGAAGCAUCCAACAGGACAUAAGCUCUUUGGCAUGUGGGGGCAUGGCAUCCACCAAUGACAAGCCACCGCUAGCUGUAAACACUUGUGCUCCCAGCUGCCUUCUAGAGACUGGUGAAAAUGCCUCAAUUGCUGACGCUACUGUGCGUGUUAAAAGCUCGCCUCCUAUUCCAUCUCAGCCUUCUAUUCUGCAGCUUUGUAUUCCAGAGGGGCAGAAACACCCAGACAAAGAAGCCAGCAACGAAGGUUGGAAAGACGGUUCAAAACUCGUCCUCCCUCCCAAUAUUGAUCCCCAAACCUUUUCCGAGUUGCCUACAGAGAUGCAGAAGGAACUGUUGGUGGAGUGGAAGAGCCAGGAGCCUGCCUCCAAGCUGCCAGCUGGCAAAACUCAAAACAGGCUCAAAAGGGAAUGGAAAGGGCUUCCUUCAGCCCCCCACUCAAACAGUUUAUUAAGAUAUUUUAAACCCAAAUGA